This is a messenger RNA of Aphanomyces astaci, 3877 nucleotides long. RefSeq lists its product as hypothetical. Gene Ontology annotation, molecular function: cohesin loader activity; ATP binding; protein binding. The coding region runs from base 41 to 3658 and encodes 1205 amino acids. The record is from RefSeq and is a predicted model, not a curated record. Gene Ontology annotation, biological process: mitotic sister chromatid cohesion. Gene Ontology annotation, cellular component: chromosome. The transcript has 3 exons. Lineage: Eukaryota; Oomycota; Saprolegniomycetes; Saprolegniales; Verrucalvaceae.
UGUUCCUGAAACAAACUCUCAAUACCGGGCGAGAGGGAGCAUGCACAUCAAGAGCGUUGUGGUGUGCGGGUUCCGCAGCUACAAGGAAGAAGCAGUGGUGGAAAGCUUCUCCAAGGGGCAGAACGUCGUGAUCGGUCGGAAUGGGACAGGGAAGAGCAACAUGUUCGAUGCGAUUCGCUUUGGACUCCUCACUGAGCGCUUCUCCAACUUGCGCCAGGAGGAACGGCAGGGUUUGCUCCAUGAAGGCGCAGGUAAACACGUUAUGAGUGCAUACGUGGAGAUCACGUUUUGCAACCGGGACGGCCGAUUGCCCCUGGACACCGAAGACGUGGUUCUUCGUCGCACGAUUGGGGUGAAGAAAGACGAAUUCUUCUUGAAUCGCAAGCACAUCACCAAGCAAGACGUGAAUCAUCUCUUGGAAAGUGCUGGCUUUUCUCGAUCGAAUCCAUACUAUAUCGUGCAACAAGGGAAGGUGAAUGCACUGGCGUUGAUGAAGGACAAGGAGCGCCUCGAGUUGCUCAAGGACGUCGCCGGCACCAAAGUGUACGAAGAUCGACGCGUUGAAUCGCUCAAGAUCAUCCAAGAAACCCAGGGUCGUCGUGAGAAAAUCCUUGAAGUCAUCUCGUACAUCGAAGGUCGUUUGAACGAGCUCGAGGAAGAAAAGGACGAGUUAAAGGCGUAUCAAGACCUGGACAAGGAAAAACGCGCGCUGGAGUACAUGAUGCACGAGAAGGAACUGCAGAGCGUGCGCAUGGACCUCGAAACGAUCGAGCGCAGUCGCAUCGAUGAAGCCAACGCAUCGAACGAGCUGCGUGCGAAAGAACGCGAGUUGGCGGACCACAUCAAGCAAGCGAGCAAGGCAAGCCACCGCACGAGCCAAGACAUGGACGCGUUGAACCGACAGCGGGCAAGUUUAGAAGCGGAACGGGGCGAAUUGAUCAAGACCAAGUACGCCCUAGAAAUGGAAGUGAAGGAAUUGACGGAAGGCGUCGCCCACGACAACGCGACGAGCGCGUCACUCUCAAAAGAAGUCGAGACCAUCCAGGGCCAGGUCCAAGAGAUUCAGGCCGAGUUGGCUGCCGAGUGGAUUCCCAAGUUUGAUACGUUGACGAGUGCGUUGAAGGACACGAAGCAGUUGCUGGCCACGCAUGCGUUGGAAGCCGACGCGUUGGUGGCCAAGAAAGGGCGCAAGUCCCAGUUCAAGUCCCAACACGAGCGCGAUGUCUUCCUCAAGUCGGAAGUGAAGGAGAUUUCAACCUUGAUCAAGCGCAAGGACAAGGAAUGCUCGUCGUUUCGACAGUCCAUAGCCGCGUCCGAGCGUCAAAUCGACGACGCGCGCCGCGAGUUGGCCGACCAGGCCACGGCCAUGGACAUGCAUCGAGACACGCUCGAGCAGUUUGCGCACUCGUUGAAAGAACUCAAGGAAAAGCGGAACGCCACGUCCGAGACCCGCAAGGACCGAUGGCGGGACGAGGACGCCAUCAACCAAGAGGUCAAGCGGCUCCAGGACCAACUCGUGAAGAGCCAGUCGAUGCUUAGCACCACCAUGGCGAUGGACGUCCGUCGCGGGUUGGACGUGGUCCGGAAAUGGCGCGACGAGGGCAGGUUCCGGGGGAUCUACGGUCCGUUGAUCGAGCUCGUGGAGCCAAUCGACGAGCGAUUCUGCCUCGCGGUGGACGAGGCGGCCGGCGGCGCGUUCUUUCACGUCGUGGUCGACACGGACGACACUGCGUCCAAGAUCAUGCGCGAGCUGGAGAAGCACAACCUUGGGCGAGUGACGUUUUUGCCGCUGAAUCGGCUCAAAGUGAACGAGACCGAGCAGUACGUGACCAACGACGACGUGGUGCCGCUCAUGGACAAGCUUAAGUUUGGCCGCGACAUCCGAAAGGCCGUGCUGACUGCGUUCGGCAAGAAGUUGCUGUGCCGGGACCUCGAAACGUGCGCGGAGUACGCCGAGCGCACCGACAUGGAUUGCUUGACGCUGGACGGGGACAUGGUGCAGCGUCGAGGGGGGUUGAAAGGCGGGUACAAGGACCCGCAGCGGUCGCGGUCGCGCGCGCAGCUCGAAGUGAAACGCGCCGAGAAGGAGCUUGACGCGGUCCAGAAGGAGGCCAAGAAGGUCCGGUACGCGGCCCAACAAGCCGACCAACACGUGUCGAGCAUCAUGGGCGAGAUUCAAAAGCAAGACGCGGACAAGCACCACGCGUUGGACUCGUACGAGCAACUGCAAAAGGACCACGAACGCCUCCAACGCCAAAUCACCACCGACACGCACAACAUGGACGACAAGCAGCACAUGCUUGAAACAUGGACCCACGAAAUUCAAGAGUUGCAAGCCAAGCGCGAGGUGCUGACGGUCGAGUUGGCGCAGCCGAUGGAGGAUUCGCUGUCGGCCCAGGACACGCGUCGACUCGAACAACUCCACGCUUUGAUGGCGGACCUCAAGGCUGUGGAACGUCAGCAGCGACAAGAGCUCGACGUCGUGCGCAGCAAAAAGUCGUCGUUGGAAACGAUUUUGACAGACAACCUGCAACGCCGGGCCAAGGAAAUCCACGGCCAGAUUCAAGUGUCCAGCGUCUGGUCCCUCCAUGCGACGGAGCGCAAAACGUUGGUGGAGAUGAAGGCAGUAGACUUGGCCGACGCGACGCGCGCGGUGGAGCGCCACGACGCGCAGUGGAAGCAGUUGGAGGAAUCGGCCAGUCGACUUGAGCAGCAACUGCAGCAAGAAACCCAAUCGCUCGACAAGCAACGCGUCGAGUUGGCCAAUGUCAAGCAGCAGCUGGCGGAAGAGUCGACAAAGGCCGAUCGCAUUUUGACGAGGCGCCGCCGACUGCUCCAGAAACGAGAAGACGCGAUGCGAGACAUUCGGGAGCUGGGCACGUUGCCAACGUCGGAACUGGACAAGUUCAAAGCGUGCUCGGCCAAGGACAUCUCGACGCGAUUCACCAAGUGCACUGACAAAUUGAAGCGGUACUCCCACGUCAACAAAAAGGCGCUGGACCAGUACGUCAACUUUUCCGACCAGCGAGAAGCCCUCAUCUCCCGAAAGCAAGAGCUCGACGCGGGCGACGAAUCCAUCAAGGACCUGAUUGAUGUGCUCGACCGCCGCAAGGACGAAGCCAUUCUGCGCACGUUCAAGGGAGUGAGCCACCACUUUACCCAAGUGUUUCACGAAUUGGUGCCCACAGGGGAAGGCAAGAUGCUGAUUUUGCGAGGGGAUGACAACGACAACGAGUCGGACACGACAACGUUUGUGGGGGUGCAGAUCAAGGUGAAUUUCCGAGGUGAAGGCGACUCGUACUUGAUGAGUCAGCUGUCGGGGGGCCAAAAGGCGUUGGUGGCGCUCGCGUUUAUCUUUGCCAUCCAGCGCUGCGAUCCGGCGCCGUUUUACCUGUUUGACGAAAUCGACCAAGCGCUGGAUUCGACGCAUCGCGCGGCGGUUGCCGCGUUGAUCCAACGCCAAGCCCAUUCCGACGAAAACCCCGCCCAGUUUAUCACGUCCACGUUUCGACCUGAACUGGUCAUGGUCGCCGACCAGUUCUACGGCAUCAGCCACCAAAACAAGAUCAGCAACAUCCAACCCAUGUCCAAGGAAGAAUCCCUCGCGUUUAUUGCCGACAUCAUGGCCGACGAAGAAGCUGUGGUCGAGAGCCAGUGACGACAGAUCAUCAGCCAACCAACCAUACAUGACUAUAGUAUUUUGACGAGUUUGCACGAUUGAUCUGCUCGUUUUGUGGGCAAAGUCAGAGGGAAACAUCCCCCCUCUCCACAUGUACAAACACUUGGGUGGUCACAAACAACUACCUAUUCGUCGCCAGUAUAUGUACCUCGGCUUACUUUUUAAUAUCAUUGUUGGGCUGGUUGGUUGUGAACGUGC